Molecule: messenger RNA, 2375 nt
Organism: Hyaena hyaena (striped hyena)
Lineage: Eukaryota; Metazoa; Chordata; Mammalia; Carnivora; Hyaenidae
Gene: GALNS
Product: galactosamine (N-acetyl)-6-sulfatase
Exons: 14
Coding region: 91-1668 (525 amino acids)
Molecular function (GO): N-acetylgalactosamine-6-sulfatase activity; arylsulfatase activity
Source: RefSeq, a predicted model, not a curated record
CCCGCCCCGCCGCCGGGCCGGAAGAGCCGCCCGCGCGCCCGUCGGUCCCUGCCGCUGGCCCGGGCUCCGUGGCGCCCGGCCUUGGUUGCUAUGGCGCCGGUUGCCGCGGCGACGACGUGGAGGCUGGUGCUGCCGCUGCUGCUGCUGAGCGUCGCGGGGCUGGAGGCCGCGGACGGCCCGCGGCCCCCCAACAUCCUGCUCCUGCUUAUGGACGACAUGGGGUGGGGUGACCUGGGGGUAUAUGGAGAACCUUCCAGAGAGACCCCAAAUUUGGACCGGAUGGCCGCAGAAGGGAUGCUUUUCCCAAACUUCUAUUCAGCCAACCCCCUGUGCUCGCCGUCAAGGGCAGCUCUGCUCACUGGACGCCUGCCCAUCCGCAACGGCUUCUACACCACCAACGGGCGUGCCAGAAACGCCUACACGCCACAGGAGGUGGCGGGCGGCAUCCCGGACGGGGAGCUCCUCCUGCCCGAGCUGCUGAAGGGCGCCGGCUACGCCAGCAAGAUCGUGGGCAAGUGGCAUCUGGGCCACAGGCCUCAGUUCCACCCCCUGAAGCACGGAUUCGACGAGUGGUUUGGAUCCCCCAACUGCCACUUUGGACCUUAUGACAACAGGGCCAGGCCCAACAUCCCCGUGUACAGGGACUGGGAGAUGGUCGGCAGAUACUAUGAGGAAUUUCCAAUUAAUCUGAAGACUGGAGAGGCCAACCUCACCCAGCUGUACCUGCAGGAAGCCCUGGAUUUCAUUAAGAGGCAGCAGGCAGCUCAGCGCCCCUUCUUCCUCUACUGGGCCAUCGACGCCACUCACGCACCUGUUUAUGCUUCUAAGCCUUUCUUGGGCACCAGCCAGCGAGGGCGGUACGGGGACGCUGUCCGGGAGAUCGACGACGGCGUUGGGAAGAUCCUCAGGCUCCUCCAGGACCUGAGGAUCGCAGAGAACACGUUCGUCUUCUUCACGUCGGACAACGGCGCUGCCCUCAUCUCCGCCCCGAAACAAGGUGGCAGCAAUGGUCCUUUCCUGUGCGGGAAGCAGACCACGUUUGAAGGUGGGAUGAGGGAGCCUGCGAUCGCCUGGUGGCCCGGGCGGGUCCCUGCCGGCCAGGUGAGCCACCAGCUGGGCAGCAUCAUGGACCUCUUCACCACCAGCCUGUCCCUCGCGGGCCUGGCGCCGCCCGGCGACAGGACGAUCGACGGCCUGGACCUCCUCCCCGCCAUGCUGCAGGGCCGGCUGGCGGACAGGCCAAUAUUCUAUUACCGCGGUGACACGCUGAUGGCGGUCACCCUCGGCCAGUACAAGGCCCACUUCUGGACCUGGACCAAUUCCUGGGAGGAGUUCAGACAGGGCGUCGAUUUCUGCCCCGGACAGAACGUGUCGGGGGUCACCACCCACACGCAGGAGGAGCACACGCAGCUGCCCCUGAUCUUCCACCUGGGACGGGACCCCGGGGAGAGGUUCCCCCUCAGCUUUGCCAGCACGGAGUACCUGGCUGCCCUCCGCGCCAUCACCCCGGUCGUGCAGCAGCACCAGAAGGCCCUGGUGCCCGGACAGCCCCAGCUCAACGUGUGCAACCAGGCGGUCAUGAACUGGGCGCCCCCGGGCUGUGAAAAGUUAGGGAAGUGCCUGACGCCCCCGGAGUCCGUCCCGGAGAAGUGCUCCUGGCCCCACUAGCACCCGCUUGUGCUCUGGCCAGGCCUGGGCUCCCCCACCGGCCGUGCAAGUGCCUGCGGGGAGGAAGGCUCUGGCCGCAGGGCUCCCGAGCUGGAAGGGCCCCAACUGCUCUUCGCCCCGCCUGCGCCGUACAGACCUCACCUGCCGGGACAGCGGGCCUGCUCUGCGCACCGCCCGGGCCCUGGAGCCCCUCCGCCCUCCUCCGGUCCCCACGGCCUCACCGCAGCCCCAGAGCAGAAGGCUGCCCCUCAGACCCUUCUCAGGUCUGCGGGCUCCCGACCUCCGGCUGGCGAUUCCCAGGACCCAGAAGGCGUGGCUGUCCCCUCCCGUGUGUGAGCCCCACUGUCAAAGUUGCCCGUGCCAGUCCUGUCUGAGCCCCUUGGCACCACCCCGCUGCGGCGGAGUUGUGAACGUGGAAGGCACCCCUGGUCCAGGGGGGACAGAGGGAUGUUGGCACCUUAGGGCCUUCAUCCUUCCUUGGGGAUGCUGACCCUAGUGCCCCGCGUGGUGAGCGGUGCCGCCCGCCGCCCCCCUCCGCCGGGUGGCCUGGUGCGGAGAGAUCCCCGUCCCGAAGGCGCGUGGAGCCGCCCUGCAGAGUGGAGUUUCCACGUCUCUGCGGAUAUGACCGCAAAGCUGUGCCGUCGUAAGCCUGGGGAAAUGAUGGAGGAAAGUUCUAGAAUAAAGUAACAGGCAUUUUUGCUAUUUUU